AUCUACUCAUUUAAAUGCUUAUUUCAUAUACCUGAAGUACUACAAAAUGUCCAAGGCAGCAAAAAUAACAUUUUUUACAACAGCCACUUUAACGUUAUGUAUAGUUGGAGGAGUUCAUUAUAUUCAGAAUCAAGAAAAAGAAAAGCUGUAUGCCGGUGUGCUUCGAGAUGAGGCACGUGAAGCUAUUCGUAAAGAACGUCAAGAAGAACGGAUUAAUAAUGAAAAACCAGAAACCAAAUAUAAAAAAAAUGAAUCAUCAAGGGUUUCUUGAAACUGUUUGAAUGCCCAUAGAUAAAAUAUUGUCCAUUUAUCUGAUA
Messenger RNA from Pneumocystis carinii B80, 317 nucleotides. RefSeq lists its product as hypothetical. Gene Ontology annotation, cellular component: mitochondrion. NCBI's taxonomy places the organism in Eukaryota, Fungi, Ascomycota, Pneumocystomycetes, Pneumocystales, Pneumocystaceae. The transcript is spliced from 2 exons. Gene Ontology annotation, biological process: mitochondrial respiratory chain complex IV assembly. The record is from RefSeq and is a predicted model, not a curated record. The coding region runs from base 47 to 271 and encodes 74 amino acids.